UAUUUAUCAUUUUUUUAACAGCGUUCUUUUAACGUGUUUUUUGAGGAUGUGUCGAUGAUCUCGUUUAAUGUUUUUGUCCGAAAUUUAAGUGUAAUAAAUUAAUUAGAAGCAUUGGUUGAUAAAUGUCCGGUAGUGAUGAAACUGGUGAAGAAGCGGUAGAAAACAGUGAUGUCAGCUCCGGAAAAGAAGAUGAACAAGAAGUGGAAACUGCAGCGGCAAGCAGUUUGGAAGAAGAAAUUUCUCGAAAUUUCAAAUACUCAACAUUAUGCAAAUACUUAGACCGUAUACAGCAAAUUCAUUUCAAAAAUAAGUUCGGCAAGGAACGAGUACUGAAAGCAUUAGUGACAAAAUGGACGGCAGAUGCUUCUAAAUUUACAAAUGGAGCUGUUAGUUUUUACCCGGUCCUACGUAUUAUGGCCAAUUCAUUGGAUCGACGGAAAUUUCGCAUGAGAUCGAAAAGAAUUAUAUCGAAAGUAUGCCAAGUAUUGUGUCUUCCCCCAAAGACGAAAAAGGAAUUGUUACAGAUAGAUUCCAAGAGUGCAGACCAGUCGAUUUUGAAACUGGCAGAAGAAAUUUCGAUGCGAAAUCCAGCUGUUACUAAACGUGAGCUGUCUCUUUUUGAUGUAAACGAUUCGCUGUGCAAAAUAACAGAACAAGAAAUAAGUAGCGCAGAACUAGAGAAACUUUUAAAAGCCUGCGCAACAAUACGCGAAGUCUAUUGGCUUUUGCAAGUAUUGGUUCGUAAAAUUGAACGCUCCUUAAAGGUAACAUCCGCAAAUUUAGUAAGCUGGAUACAUCCCAAUGGAGCUGCAUUAUAUCAGUCUGGCGUCAGCUUGCGGAAAAUAUGUGAUCUUAUUGUAGAAGGUAAAAUGACAGACAACUCGAGCAUGCUUUUCCGCCGUUUUGAACCAAUGUUAUUAUCAAGAAUCAGACAUGGCAGUGGAGAUGUUUACGACAAGUUGGUUCGUUUUUGUGGCCAAGAAUUUUAUGUGGAAUUGAAAUAUGACGGUGAACACUUCUUGCUGCAUAGAGGGCCGAGUUGCGAAAUGCGUUAUUACUCACGGGUUCAAAAUGACUUUACUAAUUCCAUAGCACCGGUGCUGGAUCAUAGGAUCAAUCCAUAUUUUGCGCCUUCGCUUGAAAGCUGCAUACUGGAUACUGAAUUAUUGCUUUGGGAUACUAUUGACGAAGUAUUCGUCGGCCAUAAUGCACAAGCAUCAGAUGGUCGUAUUUAUGAUGUGAAAGCUCUGAGAACAGAUGGUGCAGUAGAGCCAAGUGUUGCAGUAUUUGAUAUUUUAUUUUUGAACGGAAAAUCACUAAUGGAUAUUCCGCUGAGCGAAAGAAUUGCUCUUCUUCAAAGUGGGAAUGUUUUGGAAAAGCAGGAUAAGACAAAAAUAUUUGUGUCAAACUUCACUAUUGUCAAAACGAGAGAAGAAUUUGCUUCACUAUACCAGGAAGCUGUAAUAAGUGGUCAAGAAGGCGUUGUGGCGAAGAAAAUGGAUUCGGUGUAUAAAACGGGUAUGCGCCAGAUGGCAAAUGGUUGGUUUAAGAUAAAACCAUUCCAUCUGGGUAAUGAAACAUUGGAUCUUGCAAUUGUUGGUGUCGAUCUUGGCAGGAAUGAUAAAAUCAGUAAUUAUUGUUUGGCUACGCUUAGAGAUAAUAAAUUCUUUAUCGUCGGCAAAGUAGGAACAGGAUUGGACGACACGACACGUACAUUUCUUAAAAAUCGUUUGACGCGAGAUCACGGAUUCUUCAAAAGUGACAGGAUCCCAAGCUGGAUUCAUCAAGAUUACAUAUCAAGCGAUUUACCAAGUCAUUUCGUAAAUCAGAAUAACAUGCAAGUUGUUGAGAUUCGAGCUAAAGGAUUAAGAAAUGACCGACUGUAUGCUCCGACUCUAAAGACUUAUCGAGAUGACAAAUAUGUAAAAGACAUCGAUCAGUACCAAGCAUUUUUAGACUUUGAUAAGAACUUACGUCUAGAUAGUAUAAAAAAUGCGCAAAGCGUAACAAAUCUAAAAAAACGAACGACAGUUGUACAUGUACUUGAGGAAUAUCAAACUAAGAAAGCACGCAUCGAAGAAAUAAAUCAAGAUCUGAAAGGAAAACAAAUUUGUAUCUUAAGAGGUACCUCUGAUGUAAACACGCAGGAACUGCAAGAGAUCGUUAUUUCGUUUGGUGGAAUUCACGUUGCUAAUCCAGGUCCAAAAACACUUUUUGUUGUGACCGGUGAGCCCAAACAUGUGAAGUCAAAAUCGAUUAUUAAAAGUAAUAAAUAUAAUGUGGUCAGCGCAGACUGGCUUAUAGCAUGCAAAAAUGUGAGCAAAAUCUUACCUGUAACGAGAAAAGAAGCUAUUCAUGUUGUUGACGAUAGUCUUUAUACGUUAUUUGGAAAUGAUGGAACAUUGGAAAAUUCCACUGUGCCGACGAGCUCUACUGCAUAUACAAUUGCAAGUGUCAGUGUUUUGCUGGACAGCAUAAAAGUACCUAAGCGGAAGAAACCAUUAGCUGCUGAGGAAACACUGAGAAAGCAGUUAUUUAUGGAUGAAAAGUUUAAUCGGUUUUGUGGCCAAACGUUUUAUUUACAUGACGACUUGACGAAAAUCCAAAAAAUGUACGCUCAAAUCUUACUGCAAAUGCACGGUGCUGAUUUGAGUACAAAGCAAAGCAGCGCUGUUACUCAUAUUGUAGUUCCUGACAGGAAAAUAGCGUAUGAUAACCUGCUGAAGAAAACGACCGUUGUUGAUAUCUGUUGGUUGGAAAACACGCUUGAUAUGCUGUAAUGCCUUAUAUUUUAGAAAUCCAUCCUUUAUUGGUUUCAGCUUUUAUUUGCUGAAGGGUUUCGUAUUUCGGUCUUUCAAUAUUUUUUUCCACUUUCUGUAAAUUAUUUUUUUUUUUAACUUGUGAUGUAUUUGCAUUAGUAACUGUAACUUUUAGUCAGGUUAGAACGAGCUGUUUCUGGAUUUAGAAAAAAUCAUCUCUAGAAAGGAUUGCAGAAUUAAUGUUGUAGGGAAAUUAUGUCGCCGAUCUGUCAGCAGCAAUUUUCAUAACUAUUUUUCCCCUUACAAUAAGGGAAAAAAGUUUUAGAUAUAUGCAAGUAUGUGCAAGUUGCACUGCAUAUACCGAACUUCCCAGUAUUUCCAGGACAUCAAUUUUUGAACUUUAUUAAAUAAUCAGUUGUGCAGAAUAAAAUUGAG
Molecule: messenger RNA, 3194 nt
Organism: Loa loa (African eye worm)
Lineage: Eukaryota; Metazoa; Nematoda; Chromadorea; Rhabditida; Onchocercidae
Exons: 16
Coding region: 123-2780 (885 amino acids)
Biological process (GO): double-strand break repair via nonhomologous end joining; nucleotide-excision repair, DNA gap filling; DNA recombination
Cellular component (GO): DNA ligase IV complex; DNA-dependent protein kinase-DNA ligase 4 complex
Molecular function (GO): DNA ligase (ATP) activity; DNA binding; ATP binding
Source: RefSeq, a predicted model, not a curated record